AUGGCUUGUCCACCCGCAGCCGGCCCAGCGUAUACCACAGGCGAAUCAAUUCAGCCUCGGACGAACGCUUUUCUCUGGGCUCUUCUUUUCGCAGAAGGACUACCGAGCCACGAAGAGAACCACAAAGAGGAUCAGCGCCUGAACCUGGGUCAUCCCUCGCCCUCACGGCCAUCGCGUACUCCUCUUACAGAGGAUUCCGACGAACUCCUGUCUCAGCCUCAUCAGUCUGACUACCGCCCUGAUGCCGACGAUUCCGCCCCUCACGAAUUAGACGCGGUUGAGCCUGAGGCUAGGAAUUUGCUUUCCAGCAGCCGCAUCACAUCAGGAAUGAGUACCAUUAGACGUUUCCCUCAUGGUCUCCGGUCUCGUUCCACACGUCUAAUAAGAAGAGGCGAGCACCCACCACUGUCACAAGUAUUACAAUUGGCAGCUGCGGCAAUUGCUGCGCAAUUGUCAGGCUCAUCAAUCAAUACUACCGAUCGUUCGAGUCCUGGAGGGGAAGCCUUCGACGGCAGCAUUCAGAAUUUUGUACAGACACUACAAGAAGCUGCAAGUGCUCAGGCUGGUCAGAACAUUGAUUUAAAUGCAUCAGACGGCGAGUUACCACCAGUCAACUUUAUGCGUGUCUUCCAAUUUCCUAACGACGAGAAUGGGACCCCGCUGGCUGCUCGAUCAAUUCGACAUAGCACAACCGACAACCGAGAUCCUCAAUCUGUAGAUGCUUCAGAUAGAUCAGUCACCCUUGUACUUGUGGGGGUGAGGUCCAUGCCAAAUUUCAACGAUGGCUCCGCCAAUGAGAACGGCACACUCGGACCAAGCCUGGACACUCUGCUGAGUCUGCCCUUUCUACCACCGGCCAAUGUGCUGCGCAAUGGCAGUGCCGGAGCUCUCUUCCGACGCUCCGACACCCGUGCCAGUCCACAGAGUCGCCGGCAUUCUAUGACGAAUUUCAACUUUCCACAACAAUACGAGAGCCAAAGGCAUAGUCGAAACCGAGGCUUGGGUGCCACUAGAACAUCUAUCGAAAAUGGUCUUCUUACGCCAAUGUCGGAAAGUCCACCUGGACCCCAUCCACCGCCGUCAACCCCAGCAGACGUUCGUUCUGGGCAUGCCACACCGAUUCGCAGACCAUCUUCAGCUUCGGCAGCACAUGCACCAGGAUUACCAGAUCUUGAGGAAAGUCAGGAUGUUAAUUCGACGCCAUUCCCAGCCGAGUCUGCCUUCAAUACAGCACGACAGAGGAGGCGCAGUGACUCUGAAUUCGCUCGUCGACCCGAGUUGAGUUCUGGUAACUCACGUCGUAAUGGUGUGGUCGAGCCAGAUAGACCUCGUGGAAGCACAGGACGGAGCUGGUUGAUAUACGUGGUUGGAACCAAUGUUUCGCCUGAUCAUCCCGCAUUUACAAUGCCUAGCCUCUUCACCGACAAUCCAUCGUACGAAGAUAUGCAGAUGCUCUCCACUUUACUCGGACCUGUCAAGCCACCUGUAGCAUCGCAACAAGAUGUGCAGGCCGCUGGAGGGUUGUACCAUGUUGUCAGAAGUGGAAGUAUGCUCAUCGCAGAAUCAACCAACGACGCCACUGGCCAAGUGGUUACUAUAAGCCUGAACGACAGGUGCCUAAUUUGUCUGUCAGAGUACGAGGAACACGACCAAGUUCGACAAAUCAAGACCUGCAAUCACGUUUACCAUCGCGAAUGUAUUGAUGAAGUGAGUAUCGACAAUGUCCAAGAUUGUCUGAAUCGCGCACUAACAAGUACUAGUGGCUUACCACAGGCCGAAACAGUUGUCCUAUGUGCCGUGGCCAAGGAGUGA
Lithohypha guttulata is the source of this 1812-nucleotide messenger RNA. RefSeq lists its product as uncharacterized. The transcript has 2 exons. The coding region runs from base 1 to 1812 and encodes 603 amino acids. Lineage: Eukaryota; Fungi; Ascomycota; Eurotiomycetes; Chaetothyriales; Trichomeriaceae. The record is from RefSeq and is a predicted model, not a curated record.